AUGAUUUGGCGUUUACUGGCCGCGAAGGGUGCGCUGCGCAGAACAGAGCGGUCGAGGCAAUCUCAGCGAAUGCCAUCCGCCGGACGCCCGAUGCUGCAGGUGCAAGUUGAGUUAUCGCCCUAUCGCCCUCCAAUCGCACGGCGAAGCGAAACACAUCGUCGUUUCGUAGACGAUGCAGUUAGUGUGGCCUGCAAAAAGGGCCCCCCUCGUGUGCUGGACCCCACUUUAGGUGGCUCGACCAUUGAACAGACGUCGCUGUGGGACUGGAUAUGUGGAUUGGAUGGCGUUUCGCUCAAGCGUGGAAGCUCGUUCGUACUGCAUGGUCUGGACUGUAGACUCGCGAUCGGAGCUGGUGGACGAACUGUCCUGUGA
Messenger RNA from Sparassis crispa, 372 nucleotides. RefSeq lists its product as hypothetical. The transcript has 4 exons. NCBI's taxonomy places the organism in Eukaryota, Fungi, Basidiomycota, Agaricomycetes, Polyporales, Sparassidaceae. The record is from RefSeq and is a predicted model, not a curated record. The coding region runs from base 1 to 372 and encodes 123 amino acids.